This is a messenger RNA of Xyrauchen texanus (razorback sucker), 537 nucleotides long. It is a transcript of the gene tshba, whose product is annotated as thyroid stimulating hormone subunit beta a. Gene Ontology annotation, molecular function: hormone activity. The record is from RefSeq and is a predicted model, not a curated record. Gene Ontology annotation, cellular component: extracellular region; cytoplasm. Gene Ontology annotation, biological process: G protein-coupled receptor signaling pathway. NCBI's taxonomy places the organism in Eukaryota, Metazoa, Chordata, Actinopteri, Cypriniformes, Catostomidae. The transcript is spliced from 2 exons. Bases 10 to 462 code for a protein of 150 amino acids.
CCAGCUAUAAUGUCGCCUAUGUAUGUUGUUGGCAUGCUGGGACUUUUGAUGAAGGCAGCCAUGCCUAUGUGUGCCCCCACUGAGUACACACUUUACAUUGAGAGGCAGGAGUGUAAUUACUGUGUGGCUGUCAACACCACCAUCUGCAUGGGCUUCUGUUUCUCCAGGGACAGUAAUGUGAAGGAGUUGGUUGGUCCCCGUUUCCUGGUCCAGAGGGGCUGCAGCUAUCAGGAGGUGGAGUACCGAACUGCCAUUCUGCCUGGCUGCCCACCAUACGCAGAUCCUCACUUCACCUACCCGGUUGCCCUGAGCUGCCACUGCAGCACCUGUAACACACACAGCGAUGAAUGUGCACUCAAAACCAGCAACGCUGGGAUAAAAUGCUCCAAACCGGUGCGUCUUUUGUAUCCCGACCCUGAAGAGAGCAACUAUAUCCAGCCAUACUGGGAACAGUACGAGUGACAGUUGUAAUUAUCUAUGUGGAUUUGUAUUAUUCUUUGACUAAAAUCAUCCACACUCACAAUAAAUUAUUUGUUC